This is a messenger RNA of Diaporthe citri, 843 nucleotides long. RefSeq lists its product as uncharacterized. NCBI's taxonomy places the organism in Eukaryota, Fungi, Ascomycota, Sordariomycetes, Diaporthales, Diaporthaceae. The transcript has a single exon. The record is from RefSeq and is a predicted model, not a curated record. Bases 1 to 843 code for a protein of 280 amino acids. Gene Ontology annotation, molecular function: transferase activity, transferring alkyl or aryl (other than methyl) groups. Gene Ontology annotation, cellular component: membrane.
AUGCCGAACACUAUCUUCGGCAUUAUCAACGCGUUAGCAGCGCAUAAAUUCGGCAUCGCCGCAACGGGGAGCAACCCGAUCCUAAGACUUCCUCUCGUGCUGCUGUGGGUAUGGGCGAACCUGCUUCUUUUGUCCAUCAACAAUCAGAGGGCUCCCCUGUCCGUCUCGGAAGACGCCGUGAACAAGCCGUGGCGCCCACUGCCACAGGGUCGUAUCUCGCCCAGCCAGUCAAAGAGGCUGAUGUACUGGAUCUAUGCCAUAACUCCCCUCAUCAGCACCUUAGUCGCAGGCGGUCUGCGCCAAAACUUCGUUCUGAUAUUCCUCGGGACCUGGUACAACGAGUUCGGCGGCGGAGACUGCCAUCCGCUCCUGCGCAACGCAAUCGUCGCCGUUGGCUAUUCCUGCUUCGCAUCCGGGGCGAUGGAAGUGGCGCUUGGAUUUCAGCUCACGAUGCCUUUGACGGGGGCCCCUGAUUCCGAUGUCUCGAUGCCGCUCUUCCAAUGGUUGGGAAUCAUUGUGGCAGCCAUAGUCACGACCAUGCAUACCCAGGAUAUGUAUGACCAAGAAGGGGACGCUUUGAGAGGGCGGAGGACGCUGCCGCUCGUUGUCGGUGAUGGCUGUGCUAGAUGGAUCACAGUCUUCUGGAUGUGCGCUUGGGGGAUCAUCUGCCCUCUAUUCUGGGGCUUGCCGCUGCUUAGCGGUGUCUCUCUCUUGGUCUUUGGACUCGCGGCCGCAGUCGGUGUCAGAGGCUUGUUGUAUCGCGACGUUCCAAGCGAUAAGCUUACCUUCUGGAUUUGGAAUGUCUGGAUCUCAUGUAUAUUCACUCUGCCAAUUUACUGCUAG